CCUUCUGGUUUGUCCCAUUCCCGACAGUCAACACUAUUCUUCCACGUACAAUGGCGCGACAGGACAGUUCCUUUGAUGGAGGAGCAGGGUUAAACAAAUAUGUUCUUACCCUACUGCUGUUGGCUGGUAUUACGCUAGCCAAGGUCGCCUACACUGGCUUGACAUGUCGUACAAAGCACCUUCCCGGACCGUGGUACACGCGAUUUACUCACUUACGCCUGAAGCGAGCCGUUGUGACAGGUCGUCGAGCUUUUUAUAUCCACGACCUUCACCAGAAAUAUGGACCAAUUGUCCGCCUCUCGCCUGACGAGGUCGCGGUAGCUGAUCUAAACGCUUUCAAGGAGAUCCAUAAGAUUGGCUCUGGAUUCCUCAAGAGCACGUGGUAUGAACGUCUUGCCAAUUUCCCCAAAAAAGGCAUGUUCACUAUGAUCGACCCUAAGGAGUAUGCGUCACGAAGGAAGCUGUUGUCGGGAUCGUUCAGCAAGUCAUACCUAAUGACGCAUUGGGAGUCCACGAUUCGCGAAAAAGUGAAUCUUUGCGUAUCUAAGAUCAAAGAUUCAGCAACGCAGAAUGGCACGGCUGAUGUGUAUAAUUGGUGGAUGCUGUUGGCUUCAGAUGUCACCGCUCACUUGGCAUUUGGAGAGUCUUUUGGGAUGUUGGAAGCUGGCAAGGCCAACCAAUUCAUGCGUGUUCUCAAGAAAUUGACCAUGGGAGCUGGUAUUAUGGUGGAACUUCCGUUCCUCCGACUUCUUGGUUUCAUCCCUACCGCCAACAUGCAGGAGAUGUUUAAUGGAAAUGAUUACAUCCUCAAAGGAGCUGAUCGGGCAGUCGAGCUAGCACGAACCCGUACAGGCGAGAACAACGUCUUUGCCAAAGUUAUCCAGGAGGGCGAAAAGGAAGGUGAUGGCCGUAUUGACGAUAUGGAUGUUCGAAUCGAAGCUUCAAACAUCAUCAUUGCUGGCACGGAUACCACCGGCGUCACUCUGACCUACCUCACAUGGGCAGUACUACAACGGCCGGCGUUGCAAAAGGUCCUGGAGGAAGAGGUCGCCACUCUCCCCGAAGAUUUCAAGGAGAAGGAUGUCACUGAGCUUCCACUUUUGAAUGCAAUCAUUGAAGAAACACAUCGACUGUAUGGUGCUGCUCCUAGCAGUCUUCCACGCGUGGUUCCCAAGGGAGGCAGCCAACUCGGAGCCUACUUCAUUCCGGCCGAAACCACGGUUUGCACACAGGCUUAUACUAUCCACCGUGACCCUAACAUUUGGACCAACCCUUUGACCUUCAACCCUUAUCGCUGGCUCCCUGGUGAGGAUGGUUCACCGGCUGAGGCUCUUUCAGCAGACGCCAAAAUUGCCUUUCACCCGUUCGGAGUGGGACAGCGAUCUUGCGUGGGGAUCCAUCUUGCGCGGAUGGAGAUGAGAUACGCAGUCGCUUUUAUGUUCAGAGAAUGCAAGGGAUUGAAGCUGGCUCCGAGCACCACGCCCGAGACGAUGGAAUUCGAGAACUUCUUUUUGAUUACGCCGAAAGGGCAUCGCUGCGAUGUGCAGUUUGCAUGA
Periconia digitata is the source of this 1556-nucleotide messenger RNA. Lineage: Eukaryota; Fungi; Ascomycota; Dothideomycetes; Pleosporales; Periconiaceae. The record is from the annotation of a GenBank genome assembly.